GCCCCGCCAAUCGGUGCCAGCCGGGCCCGGCGAGGCGGCCCGGGCCGGGGGGGGGACGCGGGGGGGGGACGCGGGGGGGGGCCCGUCCCGUCCCGCCGCCGCCGGCCCCGCCGAGCCAUAAAGCCCAUGGGGAGCCGGCGGCGGCCGGGCUGAGCGAGGCCGGGACCCCGGGCGCCCUGGGGCCCUCCCCGAGCAAGAUGACGUCGGCCACCAAGGUGUACUACAGCCAGACCACGCAGACCGACAGCCGCCCGCUCAUCGGCUCGGGGCUGCGCCGGCGCCGGGUGAUGACCAAGGACGGCCGCAGCAACGUGCGGAUGGAGCACAUCGCCGACAAGCGCUUCCUGUACCUCAAGGACCUGUGGACCACCUUCAUCGACAUGCAGUGGCGGUACAAGCUGGUCCUCUUCUCCGCCACCUUCGCCGGCACCUGGUUCGCCUUCGGCGUCAUCUGGUACCUGGUGGCCGUGGUCCACGGGGACCUGCUGGAGUUCGACCCGCCGGCCAACCACACGCCGUGCGUCAUGCAGGUGCACACCCUCACCGGCGCCUUCCUCUUCUCCCUGGAGUCCCAGACCACCAUCGGCUACGGCUUCCGCUACAUCAGCGAGGAAUGUCCCCUCGCCAUCGUCCUGCUCAUCACCCAGCUGGUCCUCACCACCAUCAUGGAGAUCUUCAUCACCGGCACCUUCCUGGCCAAGAUCGCCCGGCCCAAAAAACGCGCCGAAACCAUCAAGUUCAGCCAAAACGCAGUGGUGGCCCAACACAACGGCAAGACCUGCCUGAUGAUCCGCGUGGCCAACAUGCGCAAGAGCCUCCUCAUCGGCUGCCAGGUGACGGGGAAGCUCCUCCAGACCCACCUCACCAAGGAGGGCGAGAGCGUCCGCCUCAACCAGGUCAACGUGGACUUCCAGGUGGACACCUCCUCCGACAGCCCCUUCCUCAUCCUGCCCCUCACCUUCUACCACGUGGUGGACGACGCCAGCCCCUUCCGGGACGUGGCCCUACGGACGGGCGAAGGCGACUUCGAGCUGGUGGUCAUCCUCAGCGGCACCGUGGAGUCCACCAGCGCCACGUGCCAGGUUCGCACGUCCUACCUGCCCGAGGAGAUCCUCUGGGGCUACGAGUUCACGCCGGCCAUCUCCCUCUCGGCCAGCGGCAAGUACGUGGCCGACUUCAGCCUCUUCGAUCAGGUGGUGAAGGUGACGGCGCCUUGUUGCCUCCACGAGACCGUCCGGUUUGGGGACCCCGAGAAGGUGAAGCUGGAGGAGUCCCUGCGGGAAGCGGCGGAGCGGGAACGGGAGGGAGCACCCCUGAGCGUCCGCAUCAGCAACGUCUGAGCGCCCGCCGGGACGCCGCCGGAGGUGCCACCGGCCCCCGGAGGUGCCACCAGCUCCCAGAGGUGCCACCGGCCCCCGGAGGUGCCACCGGCUCCCCCCCCCCAUCCCGUCCUCCUGAGCCAUUUUCCUUGCGGCACCAGGCAGUUCCCUCGGGGACCCCCAUGGGUGCUCGCCCACCCGCCCACGUGGCUGUGUCCCCCCCCCAGCCCACCCGGGGACAGGGCUGUCCUUGUCCCCCCUCACCUCACGCUCUGCUGUCACCGGCCAGAGACCCUGGCCCCGCCGCAGGACACGAUCCUGCUGGGAGAUGCUGUCCUGGGGGGGGGGCACGGCCACCUCCAGUCCUGGGGACAGCUGGGGACCCCCCUUCUCACCAGCCAGGAGGCGUCUCCCUGCCCGACCCCCCCGCAGUGAGCCGGGAGGGGCUGAGACCCGAGCCGCUCGCUGCAUGUGUGGGCUGGCAGUGGGAAGCCCCGACCUCAUGGGACCCCCCCAUCCCUGGGAAGGCUCAGCCCCCCCCCAGCCCAUCUCCCCCCUGCACCCCCUUUGCCCUCCCCACGGCCCCCAGCCCCACAGCACCCAAACCACUGGGGGCCGUGGGGGCACCCCCGUGUCAUCGCACACUCAGUGGGGGAAACUGAGGCAGGAGAAGCCCCCCCCGCCCCAGCCCCCCCCGUGCCCCCAGAGCCGGGCCCUCCUCCCUGCACCACCCCCCCCCACUCCGGGCUGGGGGGGGGGACACACACCGGGGCGUCACCGAUAAUCGGACACGGCUGCGGUGCCGCGUCCCCCCGGGCUGGGCAGCCCCCCCGGCCCCGCUCGAGCCCGUCGCUGCUGCUAACGUAGAGCUCUGCUAUUAACGCGCGGCCCCAGCUGCCCCCCCUCGCUGCGCUGAGGCCAGGUGAUACAUAUACAUACGUAUAUAUAUAUAUAGUGCGACUAAUCUAUAUAUAUAUAAGGGGAAGGAAGGCUACCCCCCCCGAAAGACUGGCUCGCCAAAGCCCCGCUGUCGCCAGGGCACCCCGCGGUCUUGACCUUGAUUUGGGGGGAGAAAAGGCGAAGCAGUUACUAAAUAAAGGUUACGUUGACGGUG
This is a messenger RNA of Grus americana (Whooping crane), 2433 nucleotides long. It is a transcript of the gene KCNJ10, whose product is annotated as potassium inwardly rectifying channel subfamily J member 10. Gene Ontology annotation, cellular component: plasma membrane. The record is from RefSeq and is a predicted model, not a curated record. Bases 198 to 1340 code for a protein of 380 amino acids. Gene Ontology annotation, biological process: regulation of monoatomic ion transmembrane transport; potassium ion import across plasma membrane. Gene Ontology annotation, molecular function: inward rectifier potassium channel activity. The transcript has 2 exons. NCBI's taxonomy places the organism in Eukaryota, Metazoa, Chordata, Aves, Gruiformes, Gruidae.